Strongylocentrotus purpuratus (purple sea urchin) is the source of this 1624-nucleotide messenger RNA. RefSeq lists its product as uncharacterized. The record is from RefSeq and is a predicted model, not a curated record. Bases 136 to 561 code for a protein of 141 amino acids. NCBI's taxonomy places the organism in Eukaryota, Metazoa, Echinodermata, Echinoidea, Camarodonta, Strongylocentrotidae. The transcript has 4 exons.
UUUCUUUACACAGUGAACGAUCUGGUAACAAGACUUCAGAACAUUUCUCGUAUUCUGCUAUCAUAAGGUGUCUUUCUCGCUUAUUUCCGCAGUUUACAUCAUUCUGCAUCUGGCGUCAGUACUUCGCAACUUGUGAUGGAUGACAUUAAUGACAUUUUGACUGACUUAUUUCUGGUGAAAUUGUCAAAAAAGAUUUUGAUUGUGAAUGUCGCCGCAGUCGACUUCAGCGCAUACCUGGGAUUCACCGCAGCCGAUGGCCAAGCUGCAGCGAUGGGGGCCAUUAACAAUAUGAAUCCAAGUAGCGCAUACAAUACUCUCUUGUCCAAGUUUGUUAUGAGACAUGGACGGAAGAGUGAAAGUGCUCAGAAUCUGAGAAAGAGAUUUCUACAGAAUGGAAUGGAGGACCAUGCUAAUGACAUCAAAGCAGAAUUAGAGAAGUUUAUAACUCCUGUCCCGUCAGACGCAGAAACCCUCAAGGACUCACCUGUAUCCCUCCCGAACCCUCCUAGCGGCACACCAGGUAAGGGAGCAGAGGCCGCUGGUGGGUGCAAAGACGAAUAAAGCACGUGUGGAUCCAGCUUACCUGAGGGUACUGAAGAGAAAAUGAUAAUAUGAACGUCCAUCCUGUCGUUAUUUUUCAUUUACUUUUUGUUGUACAUAGUGUUGAUAACUUCAUUAGUAGGAGGUUUAAGAACACAAACACUUUUUCACUUUUACUUUUCCCAAACUAAUGAUUUAAAAGAAUAAAAAGUAACAUGAUGUCGUGAAACUUAUAGCAAAUUGCAAUGCUUUUUUAAGACUUAGUUACACGGUAUUACAGGGAGAAUUUUUCUACGUAAUUUGUAAUUGUUUGAAGCAAAAACUUUUCAUGCUAGUCAUCUAGAAAGUAGUAAAUUUAUUGUUGGCAUUUUUUUCUGUGCAUAUUUCGUUUUUCUCUUCCCAAAACUGUUCACCAAAUGUUUUCGGAUACUCCACCCCCUCCUCGCGAAGCCUGGUGUAUAUUAGGCAUAUGAAUGUUUUUUUACUUCAGCACUUUCUUUCUUUAAAUUUCCUUACAUUUUGUUGUUUUCAAUCUGAUAAUGAAGUAGCCCUGAGCAAAAAACACAACAAAAAAACAAUGGGGGAAAUUGUUUUCAAUUAAGUUUUCAUGACUCUAGAACAGCACUGUAUAUAUUUGUAGUGCUGUGGCUUUUUAACCAUAAUAAUGCACUGAAGUGGUUAAAAGAUCUGUUGAUAUUUGUGGAUCAUUAAAGUGCCAACUCCAAAGUGUCUUAUUAUGACCUUGGUCCACACUAUGGUUUUGUGAGGGCAACCAACAUUGAUGGCUCCUUUUCUCCAUUACAUGAUUUCAUGGAUCACAUCUGUAUUUAUUCUGUCAGGAUCUGUACGGCUUUAUAUACCAAUAUCAAUUCAUGAUCAACUAUUAAUAUUUUCAGGUGAUUUGAAAUCAUCACAGUUAUAAACCUGCAUAUUCAUGUCUUUUCAGUAUCCAUGAUUCUAUCCCCCACCCCCUUCCCUACAUUGGCUCCAUAUCCUUUUUGGCGUUUUUGUGUUUUUACAAAAACCAAUGCGAGUAUCGACGAUUGGACGGGUAAACCUGCUAGCCCAACAUCCGCACUGGAUA